CUGUUGGCAACGCAGAAAGUGACAUUUAAUAGUGCAAACAUGGCGUCGUGCAAUUAUUAACAUUUGAUUAGAUUGCUGUAAUUCUAAUUGGUUUUCAUGCAUUUAAAGUGUUUCAAUAUUGUUCAAAGUGUGACUAAAGUGCUUCUCAACAUUCGUAGAAUGUAAUUAGGUAAAAAUAUUGUGAAAUUCCAGUGAAUCUUAUACGAAAAAACGCCAACAUAUGUCUGCAAAUUUCAUUGCACAUCGCCGAUUUCUGUCAAAUGUUGAAAAAAGGAGAGCGAGACUGCAUAAAAGCUAGGAGCGCGCGAGCAGAACUUUGACAGACAAAGCGGCGACAACAAACGCAAAGCAUUCGACGCUAACGUCAACGCCGACGCCAACCGCACAAGCAGGUGUCGUUGGCAGUGCUUAAUGAUGUUUGCUAUAGAAGCACUAAUAUUUUCAUAUUGUAAACAAAUGCAUAAACGUCAUUGCACAAUAAAAUUUCAUAGUUCUCCUUAAUAAGUGUGGAAACUAAUUGGCCCCAUUUUUUGCAACUAAGCCAAUGUUGAGCAUAAGUUAAUGCAAUUUUAAUUUGAAUGUGACGCAAACGCCUGCAAUAUUUUAAUUACAAAUUGCUAAGAAAUUAAAUGCAAUUAGUAAUUUAUUUUAUGUAAAACAAAAGUUAGCAUGUUGUCGAAAUAUUUUAUUGUAUGAAGUGUAGUGGUUAAAUAUUUUUACAUAAAAUUUAUAUGCCAAUGGCAACGAGCUCAACUACGGCAGCUGCAUCGGGAACAGCUGCCACGGUUCCACCUUCGUCCAUAAGUACAUUGAGUGGUGGUGCUAACAGUGGAAGUGGGAGUGCCUCUUUGAUAAAUACAAACGCAGCGCAAUUUCGAGAAAUACACAAAAAUACAUGGCUUAAAAGAUUAACAGCUGAAGGCAAAAAAAUUACAGUAGGACCUAAAAAAUCUGAUCGUAGCUGGGUUGUCUUUUGCGUGCACGAUGACACCGACGCUCUCUUGGAGGGUUACGCAGAGCCUCGUCAGGCUGCUGCUCACAAUCCGGAGUGGAUCGUUUCGAUGCAGGACACUUUACACAUUUCGCAUGCGCUCAUUCCUAAUUCACAUGAGUUUGAAUUUGUCGUCACGCUUGCUAAUGAAGUGAUACGCUUCCAUGCAAUGUCAUGGGAAAUUAUGCAGGAAUGGGUUGAGACGUUGCGUUCUAAAUUACGUGAGAUGAAAAUUCUAUCGCCCCGUGAAAAUCUCUAUACAAAGUUACCUGAAAUACGUGCACCACUCUUACCAACUCGUGAUCCAACAUCACCACUGCCGGCACCACCACCCGUACCAGCUGCAAUAGUACCAGGCGUUGAACGCAUUGUACCGCCAAGCUUAGCUCAAGACAAUGCCACAAAUGAAACACGUUUAGAACGUACAAAUUCUACAAUAACAACAACAACAACUACAACUUCAACAAUAGCACAGUCUGUGCCAACAACUACAAGCAAUUCCAGCAACAAUAUCAUUAGCAGAGUCCAAGCGCCCACAACUACGGCAAACGUAAGCAAUAGCAGUACCAAUUACUCUGUGUCCACUGCAUCAACUUCCACACCUCAAGCAAUGGAAUUACCAGCUCUUACUGCCAUGUCGAAUACACUUACACAAAAUCUCCUGAAUUUGCUCUCCGAUCCUAUUAGUGCAUACAGUGAACAAAUAAAUGAUGCAAUGCUUAUGGACGAGCAUAACUUCGUUCAUGAUGCGAAUGAGACGGAUUUUGAAGAUGAGUUUCUUUCACCAAUUCUAAGGAAAUCACAGCAAAGGCAUGAAAAUGGCGCACCAACAUUUAGUUGUGACAACAGUGUACGUCUAGAUAUUGGUCAGCGUGUGUCAGCAGAUCAAAUCAAAAACUGGGAAAGUUUGGUGCAAGCAGAAAGCGUUACGUCGUCAAGAUUUCAAACUUCCCGUUCGUUGUCCGCCGGUGCAGCCGACAACUCCCGAAAAGAAGUCACAAAAUCCUCAAUAACUCACAACACAUCCGCCACGUCAAGCGAUGACAAUAUCACGGCGCUGGAGAUAAGCACAGAUCCACACGCCGAGACAUGGCAAAAUACUUCCAUUACCUCGACUAACAGUGAAUCAGUUGAACAGUUAGAUAUAGAUAAAAUGAAUAUCACCAUCAUACAAGUAUCGGCCAACGAUACCAAUGAACUGAAACAGCAGAACGAAACAAAAACCAGUGCAAAAGUGUCCAGUAAACGGGUUACAGGCGAAAUUUUCAAAUUCCCCGAAGCCGUACAGACCGAGUACAAAAGUAAUGUGCAAAUCAUUCCGUCCACAAAAUCAAAUAGUAGUACAAUUCAUGUACUUGGUACUAAAACAACUACUACUACAACAACAACAACAACCACUCCAAAAACGACACCCUAUGCAACACCAGUGAAGAAGUCGAACCACAACAACGCAACAGCAAGUACAACAACAAACUUGUCUGCCGAGGAUAUUAAAAUAACAACGGUACAUGUGAUUGGAAAUAACCCAGUAGUGGUAGCUAAAGCGCCAGAAGCACGCAACCACAUUGUGCCCAAUGCCGUUUCCCUCUAUGGCACCUGUUACACCACAGCACCGUCCAGUUCGACGGCGCUGCCAACUAAUGCGUCCAGCAUUGAUGGUACCCCAAAAAUGAUGAAGAAAAUUAUACUUUCAGCCAAUACUUCGGGCAUAACAAAUAUCACAGUGGAUAAUGCUAGUACGUCAAGCAGACAGGAGCGUUAUACCAGCGCGCCAGAAGCAGCUGUCAAACAUAAUGUUGGUUCGGUUCACUAUGAAAAGGUGUUUCUAUCGACCAGUGUUCCACCUGAGUUAGGUGUCACGGCAAACGCUGCACUCGUUAGUACUGUAAUGACCACGGCGCCACCACUAUCGCCCAUAUUAAUCAGUAGCUCCACGACGCAUGCGCGCGCUGAGGUCCCCUCUAGUUCGACUAGUAAAUCCGAUAAAGAAUGCAUUUCCAAGCCAUCUUCCCCCAUACCACACGCUGAUACACAUAAACAAAACAAGCCCACGCCAGCGGCCCGUACCAUUAGCCCAACAGUCGCGACGCAUGUUGAAAUGCCAUCGCUGCCGCCUAAAAACCGUCACAAAGCAAUGCAAUCGCCAUUGAUGACGCGAGCACAUCCGCCCAACGUCAGUCCAAUGCUGGAGCGUCGACGCAUUACAACAACUGCAAAUCUUUUAACGCGCACUACCACAUCAUCACCGCCGCCGCCAGCGUCACAUCAAGCGACACAAGCUGCGAUUUCAACAACUACAACAACAAAUACUCCAUUUCCCUUACCUAGCCGCAGUCAUAUGCUAACACGCGGACUUACCGAAGCUGUGAUAACGACUCGACCGAGUCGUCGUGAUUUUCAUUUACUUAAAGCGUCUGCGGGUAAGGGAAAACCAACAGCUGUUGUAGCAAAUAAGAGUGGUAGCGCGGUAACUUCCAACAACAACGGUGAUAAUGUGCCGGCGGCACAGCCAUCAACCAGCACUGCCAACAGUUCGAAUGCACCGCAACCCAAUCGUGGACGCAAUAGCGAAUUAAUGGAGCAACGUCGACGCAGUUCCUCUACAUCAGAUGCACGCACCGGUGCUGCACGUGGUGCCAACAACAAUGAGCUACCAGGCGGACGCAAUACAGCAUUGCGCUUUCAACAUCCGCCACAGCCAUUUCGAAAUGGCGAAAACGGAAUGGCCAAUGGAAGUGGAAAUGGGGGUGUAGCCGGCAGCAAUAUAGGUGUAUCUUCACCGCUGCCAUCGCCCAGUGGUGCUAAUAAUGCGUCGGCGAAUAAACGCAUGACAUUGCGGGAGCAUCAGGUCAUGCAGUUGCGGCGCGAAAUUAUGCAUCCCGGUGGUGUGCGUCUGCAGUUGCGACGCAAAGACUGCGUGGGCUCAAUUGCAUGGGUGGAUGCGUUUGGUGCUGUGUGGGUGGCUGGUUGGAAGCAAAAAGAACACCCGGUGCUAUACAAUGCACUCCACAUCGGCGAUCAAUUGCUCUCCAUUGCCGGCACAGCGAUAACUACAGCGAAUGAGGCCAACAAAAUAAUACGCAACACCAAUACGCUUUUUGUCGAGGUGCUCGUACGUCGCAUACCCUUUGGACGCGGCUACGCUGUGCGACGUGAGCGCGAAGGUCAGUGUUUGGGUCUAAUACGCGACGGCAACACAGCCACCAUUGUUGAUGUCGUGCCAAAUAGCUUAGCAGCACGCCAUGGACUGCCGCCUAAGGCACAAUCUUGUGAUGGCACAACACUUACAUUCUGGGUACUUACUGAAAUCAAUGGGCGUCCAUUGAAUCUAUUUUUUAAAGAAAAUGAGAUACGCGAUCGCCUAAAUUCCGUGGGUCGUGAUAUUUCCAUAUUGGUGCAACCGUCAGACUUAAUAACAAAACUUAAAAAACAAUUGAAAUCGCUACGUGGCUACAAGGAUUAUCUUGUGCAAUAGUGGAAACAACUACAACACAUUGCAAUUCAACACAUUACUAGUAUAAAAAGACACUUAAGUGUUUUCGAUUUCGAUUUCAUGCAUUCAUUUAUAGGAGCAGGAAUCACUUUCAAUUUGAACAAUGCAAACAUCUAUUACUAAUCGAACAAAACUUUUUUAAUGAUGCAUACAUAUAACUAGUAAAUAGAUUACAAAAAAAAAAAUACUAUAAAAUUUGAUACUAACAACACCCCAAUUUUGCUUCAAAAGUAAUUAGGGUAAGAAAUGAAAAGUCGGUUUGCAGGAACAUAAUCAAGCAAUCAUAUAGUGGAAUUGUAUGCCGUUCAUUAUUAUAGGAAAAAAAUUUUAAAAAGAAACAAAAAAAAAAUCGUUUAAAAAUUACAAAAAAAAGGAGAAAUAAGCAUUCCAUUUAUAAAAGACAAUUUUACGCAAAUUUGCCGAGUCAAUUUAGCCAUUAAGUAGCGUAUAAAAAGUGAUAAAGGACAACGUUCAUACAUACACACACACAUACAUACAUAUAACUAUAAUAAUAAAUAUCGCUGUAUGCAUGAACCAUAUAUAUAUACAAGUGCAUACACACACACAUGUAUUUUUGCAACUUUGUAAUCUCUUAUUAUUCCAAGUGCAUAAUAUUAUAUAAAAUAGGUUGAAAUUUAUUGUAUUUACAUAUAAGUAAAUUUUUUGCAAAAACUUAAAACUAUUUAGUAUUAUAUUGAAAUACAUACAUACAUACAUGUAUAUGCAAGUUAUGUACUGUAAAACAAAAACAACAAAAAACAUUUAGACAAAAAAAUUCACAUACGAGUAAAUUAGUUAUUUUAAAAAAUAAUUUACAAUUUCUAAUACCCAUUUGAAUACAUCUAAAAUUGUCAUGCAAUAUUAUAGUGCCUGUAAUUUUAGUUAAUCGCAUAUGGACAACGUGAUAAACAAUUUUUUUGUAAACUUGAUAACUUACAUAUAAACAACAUAAUCACAUAUUUUUUUCUUUUGUUUUUUUUUUUUUGUAUAAUUUUUAGUUUGGAUUUCAAUAAAAAAAGUAUAAUCAACAUGAUACAAAAAUGUAUUUAUUAUUACCAAAUCAGUAUUAUAAACAACUCAACAGCGUUGGCGUAAAAAUUUAAUUACGGAAUUUUUUUUAAUUAUUUGCUAUAUAAAAUCGUUGAUUAGGCUGCACAUACAGUAUUCUUUGCAGCUUCGUAUACAUUCUGUUUCCACACGCGGAAAUUCACCACAUUCGGAUCAAGUGUGGCGUAAAUGAAUAUUGGCAUAGAAUUGGUCAUCACCCAGAUAUUGCCUUCAUCAUCAAUC
This is a messenger RNA of Zeugodacus cucurbitae (melon fly), 5774 nucleotides long. Its product is annotated as mucin-5AC. Gene Ontology annotation, cellular component: cytoplasm; plasma membrane. NCBI's taxonomy places the organism in Eukaryota, Metazoa, Arthropoda, Insecta, Diptera, Tephritidae. The coding region runs from base 732 to 4466 and encodes 1244 amino acids. The transcript has 9 exons. The record is from RefSeq and is a predicted model, not a curated record.